AGACGGAGGGAGGGAGGGAGGAAGGGAGGGAUGGCAAAACCCCAAACCUUCAAACACACCCAAUUGACCCAUCUCAUCUCAGCGUGAAACUUGGCGAGUUACACCCACUCCGGAGCAGAAGGGGAAUGAAAUGCUGGCGCUUCCUCCUUUCUGUUAGCGGCAGCCGGGGCUCGGGAAGCGCAGGAGGCAGAGAUGUUUGUGCUGCUGAUGAUGAGCGACCGUGACGCCAUGGGGAACGCGGAGAGCCAGAGCGUGGAGCACGCCUUCUACGGGGACAAGCAGCCGGGGCUGGGCCGCAAGCACACGUCGCGCUCGCUGCGCCUCUCGGGCAAGGCCUCGCGCCGCACGCGCCACGCCUCCUCGGGCAAGGCCAUCCACCGCAGCUCCGAGGUGAGCACGCGCUCCUCCAGCACGCCCAGCAUCCCGCAGUCGCUGGCCGAGAACGGCCUGGAGCCCUUCGCCGCCGAGGCCGGCCUGGAGGACUUCGGCAGCGCCAUGUGGGUGGAGCGCGUGGACGUGGGCCUGCGGCCCGUGUCCUACCACACGGACUCGUCGGUGACGCCCAGCGUGGACAGCAGCACGGCGCUGACGGCCGCCUCCGUGCACAGCAUGCCCGGCUCGGAGGAGAGCCGGCUCUACGGGGACGAGCCGCCCUUCCUGGCCGAGGGCGACGGGCGCGCGCCGCGCUACGCGGCCAACGGCGGGCCGGCCCUGGCCGCCUGCCAGCGGGCCAACUCCAUGAGCGACCUGUACUCCCCCAAGAGCCCCGGCGCCGCCGUCAACGGGGGCCCGCGGAACGCCUUGGGGGGGUACUGCCGCAGCCUGGCGGCCGACGUGGCGCAGCUCGGCGGCCAUAAGGUGGCAUCGGGCAGCGCCGAGGACGCGCCGUCCUCCUACAGCAACUACAACACGCUGCCCUGCAGGAAGUCCCACUGCCUUUCCGAGGGGGCCGCCAACCCCCAGAUGAGCCAUAGCAGCAGCAUGCAAGGCAGAAGGGCCAAAACCACCCAGGACGUCAACGCGGGCGAGGGCAGCGAGUUCACGGACAGCGGCAUCGAGGGCGCGGCCACGGACACGGAGCUGCUGUCGCGGCGCUCCAACGCCACCACGGCCAGCUACUCGCCGCCCGCCGGCCGCGCCUUCGGGGGCAGCGACAGCGGCAGCAGCUCGGCCGGCGAUGGGCUGCGCCAGGGCGUCUACGAGAACUUCCGCCGCGAGCUGGAGAUGAGCACGGCCAACAGCGAGCACCUGGAGGAGGCGGGCUCGGCGCUGAGCGACGAGCAGAGCAGCGGCACCCUCAGCUCCCCCGGGCAGUCCGACAUCCUGCUGAGCGCCGCGCAGGGCACCGUGCGCAAGGCCGGCGCCCUGGCCGUCAAAAACUUCCUGGUGCACAAGAAGAACAAGAAGGUGGAGUCGGCCACGCGCAGGAAGUGGAAGCACUACUGGGUGUCCCUGAAAGGCUGCACCUUGUUCUUCUACGAGACUGAUGGCAGGUCUGGCAUUGACCACAACAGCAUCCCCAAGCACGCUGUCUGGGUGGAGAACAGCAUCGUGCAAGCCGUGCCUGAGCACCCCAAGAAGGACUUUGUCUUCUGCCUCAGCAACUCCCUUGGGGACGCCUUCCUCUUCCAGACGUGCAGCCAGACGGAGCUGGAGAACUGGAUCACGGCCAUCCACUCGGCCUGCGCCACCGCCGUGGCACGGCAGCACCACAAGGAGGACACGGUCAAGCUGCUCAAAACCGAGAUCAAAAAGCUGGAGCAGAAGAUCGACAUGGACGAGAAGAUGAAGAAAAUGGGAGAAAUGCAGCUCUCCUCUGUCACAGACUCCAAGAAGAAGAAGACCAUACUGGAUCAGAUCUUCGUGUGGGAGCAGAACCUGGAGCAGUUCCAGAUGGACCUGUUCCGGUACCGCUGCUACCUGGCCAGCCUGCAGGGCGGGGAGCUGCCCAACCCCAAGCGGCUGCUGGCCUUCGCCAGCCGCCCCACCAAGGUGGCCAUGGGCCGCCUGGGCAUCUUCUCCGUGUCCUCCUUCCACGCGCUGGUGGCGGCUCGCACGGGGGAGUCGGGAGUGAGGAGAAGGACCCAGGCCAUGUCCAGGUCUGCCAGCAAGCGGAGGAGCAGGUUCUCUUCUCUCUGGGGGCUGGACACCACCUCCAAGAAGAAGCAAGGGAGGCCCAGCAUUAACCAGGUGUUUGGAGAAGGAGUCGAUUCAGUGAAGAAAUCUCUCGAAGGGAUCUUUGAUGACACGGUCCCGGAUGGCAAGAGGGAGAAGGAAGUGGCCCUGAGCAGUGUCCACCAGCACAACCCCGACUGUGACAUUUGGGUGCACGAGUACUUCACGCCCUCGUGGUUCUGCCUGCCCAACAACCAGCCUGCCCUGACAGUCAUCCGGCCUGGGGACACCUCCCGGGACGUGCUGGAAAUGAUCUGCAAGACACACCAGCUGGACUGCUCUGCUCACUACCUGCGCCUGAAGUUCCUCGUGGAGAACCAGAUCCAGUUCUAUGUGCCAAAGCCAGAGGAGGAGAUCUAUGAGCUGCUGUACAAGGAAAUCGAAAUCUGUCAGAAGAUCACCCGGCACAUUCAGAUGGAGAAGUCUGAUGCAUCCUCUGAUAUUUAUGGUUUCUCUCUGUCCUCCGUGGAAGAGGAGGGGAUUCGCCGGCUCUACGUCAACGGCGUCAAGGAGACGGGCCUGGCUUUCAAGCAAGGCCUGAAAGCCGGCGACGAGGUGCUGGAGCUGAACGGGCGCGCGGCGGAGGAGCUGGACUGGGCGCUGCUGAAGGAGGCGCUGGCGCGGGCGGCGCUGGGCCUGGCCGUGCGCACCCCCGUGUUGCUCUCGGCAGGGCACUCCCUCUGCAGUGACCCCGACAGCUCGGCCGAGGCAGCCCCGGAGGAGGUGGAAGCGCAGGACCUGGAGUCGUCGGACGAGGCCGAGAAGAUGAGCAAGAGCACCGAGCAGGUCGCAGCUUUCUGCCGCAGUCUGCAUGAAAUGAACCCCUCUGACUGCAGUGCUCCCCCCCAGGACUGUGCAGGGCCCCAGCUGAGCACCAUGAGGCAGCUCACGGACGCAGACAAGCUGAGGAAAGUCAUCUGUGAGCUGCUGGAGACCGAGCGCACCUACGUCAAGGACCUAAAUUGUCUGAUGGAGAGAUACUUGAAGCCUCUACAAAAAGAAACCUUCCUCACACCAGAUGAGCUGGAUGUUCUCUUUGGGAAUCUGACUGAAAUGGUAGCAUUCCAGGUAGAGUUCUUGAAAACUCUGGAAGAUGGAGUAAGGCUGGUUCCAGACCUGGAAAAGCUUGAAAAAGUUGAGCAAUUUAAGAAAGUGUUGUUCUCCCUGGGCGGAUCCUUCCUGUACUACGCCGACAGGUUCAAGCUGUACAGUGCCUUCUGUGCCAGCCACACAAAAGUCCCCAAAGUCCUGGUGAAAGCCAAGACAGACACUGCUUUCAAGGCGUUCCUGGACGCCCAGAACCCGCGCCGGCAGCACUCCUCCACGCUGGAGUCUUACCUCAUCAAACCCAUCCAGAGGAUACUCAAAUACCCCCUCCUGCUCAAGGAGCUCUUUGCUCUCACUGACGUGGACAGUGAAGAGCAUUAUCACCUUGAUGUGGCCAUCAAAACAAUGAACAAAGUUGCCAGCCACAUUAAUGAAAUGCAGAAAAUCCAUGAAGAAUAUGGAGCAGUGUUUGACCAGCUCAUAGCAGAACAAACAGGGGAGAAAAAAGAGGUGGCCGACCUUUCCAUGGGGGACUUGCUGCUGCAUAACACAGUGAUAUGGCUGAACCCUCCUGCUUCCCUGGGCAAGUGGAAGAAGGAACCUGAGCUGGCAGCGUUCGUGUUCAAAACUGCUGUGGUCCUCGUGUACAAGGAUGGUUCCAAACAGAAGAAGAAACUCGGAGGAUCGCACAGAGCCUCCAUUUAUGAGGACUGGGAUCCGUUCCGCUUCCGCCACAUGAUCCCUCUGGAGGCGCUGCAGGUGCGGGCCCUGGCCAGUGCAGACGCAGAGACCAAUUCUGUGUGUGAGAUUGUCCAUGUCAAAUCUGAGUCUGAGGGCAGGCCAGAAAGGACGUUUCACCUCUGCUGUAGCUCUCCAGAACACAGGAAGGACUUUCUGAAAGCAGUGCACUCCAUCCUGCGGGACAAACACAGAAGACAGCUCCUUAAAACUGAAAGUUUGCCCUCAUCCCAGCAAUAUGUUCCUUUUGGUGGAAAAAGAUUGUGUGCUCUAAAGGGUGCAAGGCCAGCCAUGAACAGGGCAGUGUCAGCCCCCAGCAAGUCUCUGGGCAGGAGGAGGCGGCGGCUGGCCCGGAACAGGUUUACCAUCGACUCGGAGGCCGUCCACGGCAGCAGCCCCGAGAAGGAGCCCGCGCAGGGAGGGGACACGGACCGCUGGGUCGAGGAGCAGUUCGACCUGGCGCGGUACGAGGAGCAGGACGACGUCAAGGAGACCGACAUCCUGAGCGACGACGACGACUUCUGCGAGGCGGCGCGCGGGGCGCAGCGCGAGCUGCGGGAGCGGGGGGAGAAUAUAGAGAAGAAGAAAUGGAAGAAGAAUGAAGGAAGAAUUGACGAAGAAAUUGCCAGGAAGCUGCUGCAGACUGAUGCAUUCAUGCAAUAA
Molecule: messenger RNA, 4623 nt
Organism: Ficedula albicollis (Collared flycatcher)
Lineage: Eukaryota; Metazoa; Chordata; Aves; Passeriformes; Muscicapidae
Gene: TIAM1
Product: T-cell lymphoma invasion and metastasis 1
Exons: 30
Coding region: 193-4623 (1476 amino acids)
Biological process (GO): small GTPase-mediated signal transduction; activation of GTPase activity; positive regulation of axonogenesis
Cellular component (GO): synapse; cytosol; plasma membrane
Molecular function (GO): guanyl-nucleotide exchange factor activity; protein binding
Source: RefSeq, a predicted model, not a curated record